Anas platyrhynchos (mallard) is the source of this 5182-nucleotide messenger RNA. It is a transcript of the gene ELL, whose product is annotated as elongation factor for RNA polymerase II. The record is from RefSeq and is a predicted model, not a curated record. Gene Ontology annotation, cellular component: transcription elongation factor complex. Gene Ontology annotation, biological process: positive regulation of transcription elongation by RNA polymerase II; snRNA transcription by RNA polymerase II; transcription elongation by RNA polymerase II. NCBI's taxonomy places the organism in Eukaryota, Metazoa, Chordata, Aves, Anseriformes, Anatidae. Gene Ontology annotation, molecular function: cis-regulatory region sequence-specific DNA binding.
GGAGGCCCCGGCGGCCCGGGCGCGGAGGGGGAGAGACGGUCCCAAGAUGGCGGCGCUGCAGGCGGAGCGCGGGUACGGGCUGUCCUGCGGCCGCCUGGGCCGCGGCACCCGCGUCUCCGUUUUUCACGUCAAGCUGACGGAAAGCGCCCUGCGAGCCUUCGAGAGCUACCAGGCCUCUAAGGAUUCUGUGACAUCAAAACCAGUAAUCCAGUUUCAAGGGAGCCAAGGGCACAUCGCAAUUCCGAGGCCCGACCGCCCCGCGGAAGUGCGGACUUUCACGUUUUAUCUUUCCAAUAUCGGCAAGGACAGCCCGCAGGGCAGUUUUGACUGCAUCCAGCAGUAUGUAUCUAGCAACGGCAAUAUCCAAUUGGAUUGCCUGGGAAGCAUACAGGAUAAGAUCACCGUGUGUGCUACUGACGAUUCCUACCAGAAGGCAAGGCAAAGCAUGGCACAGGCAGAGGAGGAGACUCGCAGCCGGAGCGCUAUAGUCAUUAAACCUGGGGGGAGAUACGUAGGCAAAAAGGUUCAGGUGCGUAAACCUGCACCAGGAGCUUCCGAUGCUGUUCCCUCCAGGAAGCGCCCAACGCCAGUCAACCUUGCCAGUGCAAUAAAGAGAGGCAAUAGUGCGAUUUCUCAGAGACCCUUCAAAGAUAGGGUUGUGCACUUACUGGCACUAAAGCCUUAUAAGAAACCUGAACUUAUUCUCAGAUUGCAGAAGGAUGGACUUUCUCAGCAGGACAAGGAUUUGCUGGACAACCUUCUGCAACAGGUGGCAAAUUUGAGUGCCAAGGACAGCACUUUCACACUGAAAGAUUGCGUCUACAAAGAAGUGCAGAAGGACUGGCCAGGCUACUCUGAAGGAGACCAGCAGCUGCUGAAGAGGAUACUCGUUCGGAAACUCUGUCAGCCCCAGAACAGCGGUGGCUUUCAAGGAGAAGCGCCUUCCCUGAGCCCACCCAAGGACAAUGUGAACUCCAGCUCUCCUCCUCAGAAACGAUCCCAGCCCACGGAGUUUAUCGAUCCCGUGGCCAACAAGAAGCCCAGGAUCUCGCACCUGGCUCACAGGGCUCAGCCCACCUUCAACGGGAAGCUCAACUCCGCCAACGGCAAGGACGCCCCCGCCGCCGCGCUGCCGCCGGCACUCCCGGAAUCGGUGAGCUCCAGCUCCAGCCUGCCCGUGCUGGAGCUGCCCAGGCCUCACGAUCCCCUCGCGGACGUCAGCAACGACCUGACUCACAACGGCAGAGACUGUGAGAGCUCGGAGCAGGCCGACAGACUGAGCCACCCCUUGCCCACAGACUGUCCCCAAACGAGCAAGCACAAUUGCGGCUCGCCGUACGUCAAAAGCAAGAAAAAAUCCAAAAAGCACAAAGACAAGGAGAAGGAGAGGAAGGAGAAGAAGGGCGAGGAGAAGUGCAAAGAGGAGAAGCAGGACUGUGAAGUAAUAAAAAACGCUGACUUAGGUAGUGUGCCACAGGAUGUCACAGGUUUAAAUGGAACAUGCAAUAAUUCUAGUGUACCAACAUCAACUUCGGAAAUGCCAGAUUAUUUAUUAAAAUACGCAGCCAUUUCCUCUUCGGAGCAGCGUCAGAGUUACAAAAACGACUUCAACGCGGAGUACAACGAGUACAGAGACCUGCACGCUCGGAUAGAGAGGAUAACCCGGCGGUUUACGCAGUUAGACUCCAAGCUGAAGCAACUCUUGCAGGGCUCUGAAGAAUACAAGACCAUCCAUGAUCAAAUAUUACAGGAAUACCGGAAAAUUAAAAAGACUAACCCCAAUUACAGCCAAGAGAAGAACCGCUGCGAAUACCUCCACAACAAACUGGCUCACAUUAAAAAACUGAUAGCAGAGUAUGACCAACAGCAGUUCUAGCCGGCGCUGAUCUGGACUGGGUAGGGCAAAAGUCACCUGGACGUUACGUUCCCUUUUAUACAACUAGAUUCCUUUCAGAGACGAGCAUUAAAUUCUUCAUGGUGGAAGAACUUGGGGAUUUCUUACAGUGGCGAGUCUCUCGUGUCCGCGUCUGAGCCAGGUAGCACACCAGCGCCUGGCACGGUCCUCUCGAGUUGUAGCCUCUCUGAAUGUCGGGAUGUAACAAACAAAACUCUGCUUGUUUGAAGCCAGCGAUUGACACUUAAGGGAAAAAAAAAAAGCAAAAAAAAAAAAAAGCAAAAAAAAAAAACACACAAAAAAAAACCUUGCCUAAAGUGACCGAAGCUCCCAAAGGUUAAGAAUCAGUAGUUUUCAUGGAUUAAAAGUUUUGGCAUGAAGUGUAAUUACCCCUGGCCCAGGUCCGCUGGGUUACAAAUUGUCCUUCAAAUGGUGAGGAACUGGAAUGCUGCUAGGUUACCUCCUUCUCUGGCACCUGCGACUGUUCAUAUGCAAGCUGUCUGCUCUCCAUGGCACCGUGUUAAAUACACCAAGUACCCAGAGCUCUCGUUGUUUGUUCCUGCUUUUGUCAUCUCCGGUGUGUGCUCUCUUUGAGGUGGUUGUGUCAGUAGGAGGGGAACAGCCCGGGGAUCUGCACCGGGUGCCUGGCGCCGUGCAGAUGCGGAUCCUGAUCCUUCCUCUCAAGGUCUCGGGGCCAGGCGUGCGGUGGGAUCCAGCGGGCGUAGACCUUGCAGCCCAGUCUGCCUGCGUUACCCCUCACGUACCAGUGCUGGGAAGACUGAGACCCCGUCUGUCUUUGACUUUUAUAAUUUUCUACCGAGGCAGCCAAUUUUCUUAAUUGCUUAAUGAGACUAUGGUCUAUUUUUGUAUAACAAAAAAAAAAGAAAAAAAAAAAAAAGCAUCUUUUUCUAAAACUGUGCCUCCCUUUUCCUUUUAGGCCAAGUGUUUCAGAACCUUUCCUGUCUCACAAUUGCAGUGUUACUGAAGCUCGUUGGAUAGUUACCCAGAGAAGUUAUUUUAUUACCUGUAAUGACCCAUAGGAGAGGAGGGGGCGGGGGGUGGGGAACGUGAUGCUUUCUUCUGUUUUUUUUUGUCUUAUUUCCAAAGAAGCAGCAGCAGAAAACCAUUCUCAGAACAGGCGCCUGAGUGUGAGAGAAGCAAGGUAGCGUUUUCCCAUGCGGGUCACUUCCCCUGUUGUGCUUUAUCUAGCCAGCUUCUCGUCGCAGUCUUUCUUCUUGAUUUUUUUUUUUUUUUCCUUUUUUUGGACUUGAAGGGAACAUUUUUAGAGUAUGGCCAGGGUGUGAGAAACACGCCAAAAAGCACAAAGGUGUCCUUUAACUCUGCUAUUUCUUUCUCUCCCCUCUCCCCUUUUAAUCCUGCCAGCCUGUGCGAUUUGACUUCUUCCCGCUUCCGUUUAUCUCAAAGUAAAGGAUUCCUUUCCCGGGGCGUCUCCUUCCCUUGGAGGUUGCACUGAAGAGUCUUUCACCCUUUGAAGGAGCGGAAUGGCAGAGUUGCGGAGGGAAACAGUUCUUUUACAAGGAGCAGUUUAUUUUUCCACCCCAAAAAAGUGGGUCCAUCUGCUGUAUUUAAAAAAAAUAUAUCCAUUCUAUCCAAAAUACCCAUUCUGGCUAGGUUGUUCUUGCUGUGUCGCCCGGACAGGGCCACCACUUGGCUUUGUCCUUUGCCACAUCCCAAGUUUCCAUCCCUGCCGUGUUGUCUGCAGACGUCCAGAGCUCGCCAGGAUUUUGCCAUCCCGUUCUCCAAAGGGCAGCCUCCACGGACAGCCGCUGGAAAGCCACGUGUUUCUGCUGGCCCGCAAAACCCAAACUGUUCUGAAGCAGCACAGGAAAAGGAGAGGGGGGACGAGAUGUGAACCCCAAGGAUGAUGGGGUCUGUAGGGUGAGAGCCCCGCGUGGAAGUCCAGACGAGGCUCCCGGGGUCAGGGCACGCUUCGGGCUCAUCUUUUCCUCUGUGAGCAAAGAAGUCGGGCAGUUAGGGAGCUCUGUCCUGCUUGUGGCACACCAUGCCUCCAGCACUUCCACCAGGAAGGGAAGGCUGGAAGAUGCACGCGAAGGAAGGCGAGGAGCUUUUCUCCAGGAUUCUUUGUUCUUCCCAGUGGAGCAUCACGCCUGGUGAGCACCCGGGUUUCUGGAGCGGUGGCAGGAGGGAACAUCAGACGGGCACCCACAUCCCGUGGAGCUCGAGCCUCGUGUAGGCUCUGUCCUGGUUCCAACAAGCUCCCUGUAGCAGCAAAUUCAUGCACCGAGGAGGAUCCCAGAGGAGCAGCAGGGGCUGCGUUCCUGCCAGCACCGCUGCCAGGGGGCAUCAGGACGGGCGCUGCGGAGCACGGAGCCUCCCUGCCCGGGGUCUGCGCGAGAUCCAUCGCUUCGGAGCCCCCCAGGUGCCUGAUCCGAGAGCAGCAUCGCUGGCUGGAGCUCACACAGAGCCAGGGGUGAUGAUGCUGAGCUCCCCUGGAGCGUGUGCCAUGGGGCAGCGCCUGCACAUCCCAUCCCAUCCCAUCCCGGUGGGACUGCGUCCACCUGGGAGCGAGAGGCGAUUUGGGCGAGGGGCCAGAAACUCGACCAGCAGGAGGAGAGGCAGCAGCUCCGUAACCAAGUUGAUUCUUCCAUGGAAACACUUCUCGUUCUGACCCUUAAUAUUUUGAAUUGAUUUUUUUUUUUUUUUUUUUUUUUUUUGCUUUUUGGGGAUCGGGGAGGGAGGGGGAGUAGAGAUGGAUCUCAAUCUUUAUACAUCUGCUAUAAGAUAUUUUUGCAAACAGAGUUGUAUACAAAGAUGUAUUGUGUACAUUUACAUGUAUAUUCUGGAACUUCUAAAAAUUUGAAUAUAAAACUGAAAAUAUUUAAUGAAUAUCCAAACUGUGAGACCCAAUUAGCAUUCAACAACUUUCUGCUUCACUUUUCUUUUGGACUGUGUUAAAGAAUUGUAGUCGAAUCUGCCUUUUUUUUUUUUUUUUCUUUUUAGAGAUUAUGAAGCUAGGCAAAUUUUGUGCUUUUUGGGUUAAUAGAAACCAGUUCUAGGUGAUUAAGUAUGAUCUUAACUUAUUGAUACUGUGUUUUACUUUGUAAUAUUGUACUGUGGAUAAAACUAUAUUGAGCCAUGGAGUUGGAGUUUACAAAAGAGCUUUUCACUUUGCCAAAAUGUUACAAUUUAAAGGCAGCAUAGUCUUCAGCUUUCCUAAUCUUUUCUUAAGAGCUAGUGUCCUUUUUUGUACACUAAAAAGCUGAAUGCUGAUUUUGCAACAUAUAAUAAAUUCACUGUAUUGGAAAA